Messenger RNA from Perkinsus marinus ATCC 50983, 294 nucleotides. RefSeq lists its product as hypothetical. Lineage: Eukaryota; Perkinsozoa; Perkinsida; Perkinsidae. The record is from RefSeq and is a predicted model, not a curated record. Bases 1 to 294 code for a protein of 97 amino acids. The transcript has 2 exons.
AUGGCUAGAUCCGCUACCACUAAGAGAGCUGUGAAGCGCACUGCGUCCAAGACGAAGAAGAGAGUCACAAAGAAGAAGGUCUCUGCUGCUCGCCCUGCCAAGAAGUCCGUGAAGGCCUCCAUUCGCAAGAGUGGAAAGACCGCUGCUAAACCAGCUGCUGCUGCCCAGGCUUCGUCCAGGUCAGUAAGACUAGGGGUUUGCGUAUCCGCUGAGGCGGUCGGCGACAUUGCUAGAGAUUCACUGAGUCAGAAAACUCUCGUUUGGUUCCCCCUCGGUGGACUGGUUUGGUACUAG